Molecule: messenger RNA, 430 nt
Organism: Tuber aestivum (summer truffle)
Lineage: Eukaryota; Fungi; Ascomycota; Pezizomycetes; Pezizales; Tuberaceae
Source: the annotation of a GenBank genome assembly
AUGUCAACAACCCCACCCCACUACCCGGCUCCGGGUCCGGGCCUCCUAACGCCAUUAGAACAGGAAAUCCUGGACGAGUAUACCCGUCUACUGCAUAACAUGAAUAACGUCUCCUGCCCCUUCUACUUCCAUCCUAUCUCCUCCAUACCCUGCGGGUAAUGCUGACGGUACUCACCCUAACUAGCUGUCGACAUCCAUCGCCGCCAUCGCCGGAACGCCGACUGCAAAGAUACUGGAUUCGCUGAGGGGGCUGGAGCGCAAGACGGGCUUGGUGUUCACAUUGCUGAAGGCGUCGGUUUAUUCCAUGGUUUUACAGCAGCAGUUGGAUGUUGAGGGGAGGGAGGGGGAGGUUGGUGGUGGGAAUGGUGGGGAAGGGGAGGGGUAUGGAAAAGGGGAGGGAGAGAGGGGGGAUGAGAGUCGGUUUGAUUGA